Messenger RNA from Raphanus sativus (radish), 1107 nucleotides. RefSeq lists its product as uncharacterized. Bases 274 to 882 code for a protein of 202 amino acids. The record is from RefSeq and is a predicted model, not a curated record. Gene Ontology annotation, cellular component: nucleus. The transcript has 8 exons. Gene Ontology annotation, biological process: protein import into nucleus. Gene Ontology annotation, molecular function: guanyl-nucleotide exchange factor activity; small GTPase binding. NCBI's taxonomy places the organism in Eukaryota, Viridiplantae, Streptophyta, Magnoliopsida, Brassicales, Brassicaceae.
GAAGAAAAAAAAAAAAAACGAUUUACCUUUGGUUAUAUAUUUCAGAAGCGUUGAAUUGACGCGCGCCCAGCGUUAACACAACGCUCGCGUCAAAGUGAAGCUGCUUUCGAUUGAUUCUAAGUAUUUAAACCUCCUGUCUGAUUCGAUUCCUCCUACUACAAACUCUCUUUCUCUUAAUACUACUUUGCCAUACAAAUUAAUCGGUACUCGAAUCUUCUCCUUUUUUUUCAAUGUUCUCUUUUCUUUUUGUUAGACGAUCAGUGUCCUUGAAACAUGUCUAGUGAGUUGUGUCCGAAGAGGCCUUUGUUUGGCGGCGCAAUCUCCAGUGCCUUCCCUCAAAGAUUCCAGGAUGCGAGUAAUAUCCGACAAGUUCCAGAUCAUCAGGAAGUGUUUGUUGAUCCUUCAAGGGAUGAGAGUUUGAUUUUUGAGCUUUUGGAUUUCAAGUCUGACGUUGGCGACGUUGGCAGUGCUUCUUGGUUCCUUCAUGAUCUUGCUCGUGAGCAAGAUGCCGAAGGUUUCAAGUUGAUUGAGCAGUCACAUGUCAUUGAUGUGCCUGGAUUGUCUUAUAGAAACAUCCCUUCCGUUGCCACAACUUCUAUUGGAGAGAUGGCUAUAUCCAAAGGAAGACAGGGAAGAGAAGCACAAAACCUAUUGAGGGUUUAUGUGGCUAAUAUUCGUCUUAAGGGAGUUGAAACAGAUGUCUUAGUGACUGCUUAUGAACCUAUUCUCAUCAACCCUCUGAGUGAAAGUGCGAACGCGGUAGGAUCUGGUUUAGCUGUACCGGCUUCACAGUCUGGGAUAAUGCCAAUGUGUGAUGUCAUUAAACAGUCACUCUCUACUUUCAAAGUCAAUGACUGGAGUCUUUUUGGUUCCUCUGCUUGAAUCUUGAUAUGCUUCCUUCAUCAGCAAAACAGAGAAAAUGCAGAGCUGCCUUUUGGUGUUAUUUGGUUCCGUUUUUUUUUUUGGAGUUCAAGUUGUUUGAGUCUAUCCAAACUGGUCGGCUUGAGAGACAUAGUUUAAACAUUGUUCUUUAGCUUCUGAGUGAUGAGUUUAUUAUCACACCCCUUGAAUUCAAUAUCAAAUAGAUAAAUCCAUUUGUUUCUUGUA